Molecule: messenger RNA, 5703 nt
Organism: Leucoraja erinaceus (little skate)
Lineage: Eukaryota; Metazoa; Chordata; Chondrichthyes; Rajiformes; Rajidae
Gene: rims3
Product: regulating synaptic membrane exocytosis 3
Exons: 8
Coding region: 798-1799 (333 amino acids)
Biological process (GO): positive regulation of synaptic transmission; regulation of synaptic plasticity; regulation of membrane potential
Cellular component (GO): presynaptic membrane; cytoskeleton of presynaptic active zone
Molecular function (GO): transmembrane transporter binding; small GTPase binding
Source: RefSeq, a predicted model, not a curated record
CGAGCCGGCCAGGGUGGGGAGGCUGUGCCUCUGAUCUGAUCCACCGCUGAGCCAGGCUGGCAUCAGCCUGCUGGGCACCGUCUCCUCCCCAGCCCAGUAGCGGUGCCCGUCCUCAGCCUGGCAGCAACUGCUGCAGUGGAGAGUACCGAGUUAUUUAGGGCCACCACUGACCUGGAAACAUAACGUCUGAUGAGGUAACAUACCCUCGUCUGGUAGUAUGCGAGUGGUGGUUGCAGCAUAGCAACCAGACACAUACAUGCACAUGCUCCGACGGCUUAUUAGUAUUCAAGAUAGAGCUUUGCACAAGCUGCUGGAUGACAGCUACAGCAGAGAGGAGAGGAGCGAGAGGGAGGGAGUAAUGACUAACAGAGGAUGCUCUGCAGCUGGUUGUGACAGGACCCAACACAGAUAGGAAAGACUGAUAGGGCUGGCAAUGCAACGACAGGCUGGCUCUCCAUCGCUGAAGCUGCUUUGAGACCCGUCGGAGUUGCUGUUUGUUCAUGCAUCCGGCAAUGGCCAACUGAUUCUAGCGAGAGAGGGAAUGAAAAUACAGGCAGCCUGGAGGAGAGUCAGCUCGAGGUUCUGCGCUUAGCAAUGGAGUGAACGGCAAGUUUGCAGUUGGAUCUUUGGGGUUGGCUCUGCAUUCAACAGGAGAUUUGGCGGCGUGCAUUGCACGGCUCCCACAGCUGUCCAUCGACCUCAUCACCCGAACUACCAACCAACACUGUCCUUUGUGAACGGUGCGAGGGAGCACUCAGACGGCCGGGAGCCUGGACCACCACGGAACAACCGCGAAGAUGUACAACGGGGCGACGGGGAAGGCCGCGCGGAACGUGCUGCGGAGCUCGAGUAUAAGCGGGGAGAUGUACGACAUGGAGAAGAACACCAGCGGGGGGCAGGAGCCUGCCACUGACACCGCCAUUAGGAAGAGGCGCUCCAGCCUCGGCGCCAAGAUGGUGGCCAUCGUUGGGUUGUCCCAGUGGAGCAAGAGCACGACUCAGCUCAACCAGACCACUCCCAAGAAUAUCUCAGCCAUCCUGUGCCAGGGCGUCGUAGGACAUUGGCUAGCACCCAUGAUCUCCUCCCGUGAGGCGGCCACAAAGAAACUGCGAAGCAACAUACGGAGAAGCACGGAGACAGGGAUAGCCGUGGAAAUGCGAAACCGGGUGACCCGGCAGGGCAGCAGGGAAUCGACAGACGGCAGCACCAACAGCAACAGCUCUGAUGGCAACCUGGUAUUCCCCAUGGCGAGACUGGGAGCAGACGGGCAGUUCAGUGAUUUUCUGGAUGGGAUUGGUCCGGCUCAGCUGGUGGGCCGGCAGACCCUGGCAGCCCCGUCGAUGGGCGACAUUCACAUUGGCAUGGCUGAUCGGAAUGGGCAGCUGGAGGUGGAAAUUACCCAAGCCCGGGGACUGACCCCCAAGCCUGGCACAAAGGCUUUGCCAGUCCCGUACAUUAAAGUCUACCUCCUGGAGAAUGGCAUGUGUAUUGCAAAGAGAAAAACCAAGUUAUCAAAGAAGACCUUGGACCCGGUUUACCAGCAGGCACUGCUGUUCGAUGAGGGUCCUCAAGGUCGGGUACUGCAGGUCAUAGUGUGGGGAGAUUAUGGUCGGAUGGACCACAAGUACUUCAUGGGAAUGGCCCAGAUCCUGCUGGAGGAACUCGACCUGUCCACCCUGGUCACGGGGUGGUACAAGCUCUUCCCCACAUCGUCCCUGGUCGAUUCCACGGUGGCACCCAUCACCCGUCGUCUCUCUCAGUCCUCGCUCGACAGCAGCACAAGUCCAGCCGGCCAGUAAAGGUCUCCAUGGACAGGACAAGGAGCAUAUCAUUAGAAUGCCAAGGGGUGGCUGUAAAUACUGUAUGUGCAAUUUGACCAACUGCUGCUAAUGCUAGUCUGUUCUUUUAUUUACUUUCAAUUACCUUGGUAGUAUAAGUAAUCUCCGCAACCUGUGCAUUCAUUUACAUGUUUGGGGAAAUUGCUUUUGUAUGCAUAAGGGAUAAAGUGCAAUAGAGGGAGAACUUCUCACCACAGUUAGUACAAGCCUUCCUUUUCACAAGAGCAAUGCACACAAUAGAACGUGAGUAACCUGUCAACAGUUGGAAGGAUGGUCCAAACGGAGGCUGGAGAUCCAGACGGCCAGCACCAUCGGGGUCUGUCGAUGAGUGGAUGCCUUGACUCAUUCCCUCCUCACCGUGUCGCACCUUGCUGGCACGGAGCCCGAACUAGGAGAAACCAGCCUUCAGCUCCACUCAUAAGACUAUUGUGCAUUUGCUUCAGUUGAAUGCAUUUGGAAUGUUUCCGUGAAGGUUCUCCCUCAGCAGUGAUGGAAGGCAUCGGCGGCGAGGAAAGCCUGCUGACCCUUCUCACCAUGACAGUAUUCCUCCUCGAAACCUGCAUCGUCUGAAGGAACAAUCCCACGAUCCUGUCUCUGCCUUACCAAGCGUCUCUGAGCAUGAGCACCCUCCUUUCAGAAUGAGGUUUGAGAAGGCAUGCCGAACACUUCUACAACCUUUGCAUAAACAACCUGACCAUCAGCACCCUGAGCCUUGGUAGGCAGCUCCAUCCCACCCUUCCGCACUUCCCGCAGUAAGCACUGCUUACUCCAUGCACUGAGAUCUCAGUGAAGCAAACAUUGGCUGGUCUGGGACCUCCUGUAUAGUCCAAACCAGCCUAAAAAAAAAAUCUCUUCUACGUAACACAUUCCUUCACAUGUCCGUCCACUGCAUCCUAGAAAAUAAAAAAUCGAGACACCUGCAUGUUUUGACCAUCUUUAAAACUUUGUUGACUUCAAAAUAAUACAUCCUAUAAUAGUUCUAGGAACAUAGAACUCUGACAAUGGAUUUUGGCAACAGGCGGCAAAGAAACCAGAAGGGCUACUGUUUUAUUUUUGUUCAAUGAGCUGCACUGUGGGCCUUGGAUCCAAACAAUCUCCCAAACUGUCAGUCAAACUUGGGAAUAUCACGUGGCACUGUCUGUUCUAAAUUUACUGAAGCCAGCCUUGUUUGAAGAAGGGUGAAAGUUCCAACAGAGAGGGAAGGCACCUCUCCAGCUGUCGACCAGGUCCAGUCACUCAGCGGUGGGGACCAGGUCACUAAAUGAGCCAUUGCACGAUCCCGAUGAAUAACGGCUCUGGGCCGGAGAAAGUAAAAACUCACAUCAGCCAAUUGUUAAACAGAUUCCACAACAGUCUCGCUUUUCUCAAUCUUGAUGACAGGAGCAUGUUGGAGUGUUGACUGGGACCCAACACUGGAACACACCACAGGCAGAGGAUUUCACAGCAUCCUAGCCGGGCAGUUAGAUAUUUCACCUAACCCAGUCUUCCAGCAAGACCUGGGCCUCAAUGUGGCCAAUGGCUGUUAACUUUCACCAUCUGCCAACCUUAACCAAGCAAGGAACAAUAAUGACUCAUGGUCGAUUUCAGAGGAUUCUAACAUAAAGCAAAAAGACUUUGUUUAUCCAACGAUUAUAUUUAAAAAUAAAACUGGAAAAAGGCAGAAUAUAUCAAAAGGCAAGCACUUUAUGGUUAUGUAGCUGCUCAGUAGCCUACUGUGUAAAUCCAUGAAGAACUUGAAUGGUAUCACAGGUGAGGAACCCAAGGAUCUAAAGAUCCAUCCUUCCCAUCCUCCCUCUUCACGUUCAAGAUCCCAUGGACACAGAGGCUCGAUAAUGGGCUGAUUGUUAAGGUGUGAUUAAAUGUGAUAUUUUGUGUAAUUCUGGCAAAAAUGUAGCACUGUCACUCACAUAGCUGUGAUCCUACUAUGUUUCCUCAUCAUUGCAAAAAAGCACAGCCAACUUCAUGUUGAUUCUUGCAUCGACAACACAUAAAGAGAUGAAAGGUUUUCUGCAUAUGACAUGAACCAUUGGCGGUCUCUCAGCGGACCCUAAUGAAGUCCCAUAUUAUUGGACAGUUGAAGAAAGUCGAGGUGGGGAAUGGUUCCCAUUAUCUGGAUUACCUGCGCUGAAGUGCUCCAUCUUAGCGGGGUGGAAAAUUCAGUCACUGAAGGAAGAUGGCAUUCUUUGUCUGAAAAGAUGUUCCUGGUAUUAACACGUUGAUGGGAAUUAUUCCUUACCUAACACAUGGAAGCUGUUUUAUGGAUUUCUCUCUGUAGCAAGGCUGGGACUGCAAAACUAUUCUGUAUGAGAUGGGUUUUUUUAAAUAAGAACUUCAUGCAGUUUUACCAUCAAAUUGAGAUCCAACACAUCGGAUGACUUACUGUAAAAUGGCAUUUCCUUCUGUAUAAGUAAUGUGGUUCUACUAUGAAACUGUCAGAGGUCACAUCAUUGGUUUGAUAUAAUAAUUAAUAACUUGUCUUGUAAAGUUUGGUCAGAUUAUGAUGCACCUAUUGUUAGCCUUGACUGCACUGUCUUUGUGGAGUAUAUAAAGUGCAUCAAGCAUUUCAGUAUUGUAUAAAAAUGUGACAUUUUCAAUCAGAAUGCUAACCAGUAAAGAGACCAUUUUUUGGAAGCCUGUCAUAAUGCAUGAAAUACAAAUAUACACAUGCUGGGAUAUUUGGCUUUCCAGCUUUACAGAAUUUCCUUCACCAAAUUCCUCAGCUAACUCUCCCGAAGAUAAUAUAUUUGGACUAUUUCACAGUGAUGUAGAUUUCUCUCUCGAAAACAUCUCCACAAACAGACCCCUAUGCUGAGUUCUCCAUCCAACCCAGACCAAAGCUGAGCAGCUUCCCUUCGUGUCUCCAUAGUUUGAACAGUUUGUGACCAUUUGUUAAACUGUUCCCAUUCCCAUCAAAAUAAAAAGCCCAUCCUCACAGCUCCUCCUGCAAGUAAAAUCUUUGGGAGUAUUCAGUCCAGUAAGCUAGAAGGUCACGUUAUUUCUGGAGUGUGCACAAGUUACUUUCCAACCACUAUUAUUGGUGAGCUGUAGAUUUAGUCACGUAACCAGAGAGACUGCAUUCCUCCAUGUGUAGAACAUAAGGACGUGCAGCCUUUAUGAUGACAUCUCCUCUGUUACACUAUGUCAGCCUUAGAUCGCAGAGGUACAAUGCUCUGAGGGGUGCGGCCCACAGAAUCUGCGUAGCCCAUCCAUUCCAUCUCCCUCCCCUCCCCCCCCCGCUCUUUCGCCACAGCUCUGCAAAUGCUCCACCCCCCUUCACUGCAGUCAGUCUGAAGAAGUAUCCCAACCUAAAAUGUCACCUAUUCAUGUUCUCCAGAGAAGCUGCCUGAGCCGCUGCGUUACUCCAGCAUUGUGUCUCUUUCCCCUCAUUGAUAGUUUCCGCCAUCUCCACAGCCCAAGCUACAGAUCCUCCGUGCCCUAUUCAUUUCAAGGUCUUUCUUCACAUUCCCCUGUACAUUUUGCUCCAAAAUUACAAGCUGUAUUGCCUGUCGUUGAAUCAUUUAGCGUCUCUCUACUGACCCAUGUCUUGUUCACCAUUCAAUGGCCUCUUAACCUUCGUUACCACAAGGACAACCCUGGCUUCCCCAGACUAACCUUGCAGCUGAAACUCCCCCCAUCCCUGGAACCGUGCUGGUAAACCUUUCCUUCAACCUCUUCAAGCCUUCAUACCCUCCCCACAGUUUGGCAACUCAAUUUGAAUGGCUGGCCCAAAACUGUGUGUGGUAUCAAUAUACAUGAUUCUAUAACAAAGAAUUAUCUUGAAUUCUUCUUCGAAGAAUUAUCAAAGAAUUAUUGCAACACUAACAAAGUGUUGCAAAUAUGGUUGCUCGUCUACGGCCUCUUUCAA